Messenger RNA from Protopolystoma xenopodis, 264 nucleotides. The record is from the annotation of a GenBank genome assembly. NCBI's taxonomy places the organism in Eukaryota, Metazoa, Platyhelminthes, Monogenea, Polystomatidea, Polystomatidae.
AUGCGUCUAGCUAUGCGUGGUCUAGAUCCCCUUCUAAUUCGAAUCAAAGUGAACGCCGUCUGUGCUCUGGCUCAGACCUUGCGACGCUACACUAGCCUAAACCACCUGGCUCAGGCGGCGCGUGCUGUAUUGAAAAAUACUAGCCAAAUAACCCAAAUGUUAGCCGACCUUAAUCGAGUUGACUUUAACAAUGUUCAGGUAGGUGGCAGUGAAUUUUCUGACUCUUCACGCACAUAUUCUUUGCCAUUGAUUCUAUUAUUUUAA